Molecule: messenger RNA, 6348 nt
Organism: Corticium candelabrum
Lineage: Eukaryota; Metazoa; Porifera; Homoscleromorpha; Homosclerophorida; Plakinidae
Product: unconventional myosin heavy chain 6-like
Exons: 40
Coding region: 98-6130 (2010 amino acids)
Biological process (GO): signal transduction
Cellular component (GO): cytoskeleton; myosin complex
Molecular function (GO): cytoskeletal motor activity; ATP binding; protein binding
Source: RefSeq, a predicted model, not a curated record
GGCGUGACCAUUUCGGGCGUUGCAAAAACAAGUCCGAGUUGUUUGGCAGGACAGCACGCUUCUGCAGGCCGGUAAGCUGCUGAUUGAGACAUCUGAUAUGCUCUCAAUAUUCGAUCGACCUCGAUUGAUCGCCGAAGGCGCCAAACCGUCGGAUGGCGUGCCCGACAUGACCGUGAUCAGCGACAUCGACGUUCACGGCAUCAACACAAACUUGAAAGUUCGCUACAAGCACGACCGCAUAUAUACUUACACGGGCACCAUUCUCGUUGCAGUCAAUCCGUAUAAGGAUCUUGGAAUCUACGAGCAGGAACAAAUCGAGGCAUAUUCUGGAAGGAAAAUGGCUGAAGUUCCACCCCAUGUCUUUGCCACUGCUGAAGCGGCCUAUUACAAUCUCCAAAACACGACCAAGAACCAAUCUUGCGUUAUCAGCGGAGAGAGUGGAGCAGGAAAGACGGAGACGACCAAGUUCAUUUUGCAGUAUCUUUGUGCGGUGACAAGUAGCGAAACGAAAUGGGUUCAGCAACAGAUCGUGGAAGCCAACACAGUCUUGGAAGCUUUUGGUAAUGCAAAGACUAUCCGUAAUGACAACUCGAGUCGAUUUGGAAAGUUUAUUCAAGUCUGCUUCGACAAUCGAUUUAGCAUUUGUGGAUGCAUCAUUCAGGAUUAUCUACUGGAAAUGUCUCGAAUCACGUUUCAAGCCAAGGACGAACGAAACUACCAUGUCUUCUAUCAGUUGGUUGCUGGAGCAAUGAAAAAUCCUGAAUUAAAAGCAAAGUGGCAUCUUACGUUUGAGUAUAUCAACCAGAGUGGAUGCUAUACCCUCGAUGGUGUAGACGAUGUCGAAAUGUUUGACAGUCUGCGUCGAGCUCUUAUUGUCCUCAAUGUUGCCGAUGAUAUUUCCGAUGGCAUGUUUAGUGUCGUUGCAGCUGUCCUGUGGAUAGGAAAUUUUCAGUUUGAAGGGAUAGACGAUGGCGAGGCAUCUCAGCUUACAUCAAAAGACUAUGCAAUUGCAGAAAAGGUUGCAGACCUGCUUCGAAUCAAGCUUAAUGAUGUGAAAAAGGUUGCGACACACAGACAAAUUCUAGUGAGGGGACAAAUUACAGAAAUUCCCUUAAAGUUACACGAAGCAAGAGAGAAUCGACAUGCCAUGGCCAAAGCCCUGUAUUCUCGAACAUUUGCCUGGCUAGUUGGUCAAAUCAACAGCUGUACCAAUCCUGGAAAGGAGAGAAGUCGCUUCAUUGGAGUUCUUGAUAUAUUUGGUUUUGAGAACUUCCAGAUCAACAGCUUUGAGCAGCUCUGUAUCAACUACACAAAUGAAAAGUUACACAAGUUCUUCAACCACUAUGUGUUCUCACUUGAGCAACAAAUUUAUGCUGAUGAAGACAUCAAUUUUUCCCAUAUCAGUUUCACUGACAACACUGUAUGCCUGCAGCUAAUUGAAAAGCCACCCAAGUGUAUCCUCAAGAUGUUAGAUGAUGAAUGCCGGUUUCCAAAGGGAACAGAUACGUCGUAUAUUGAGAAGCAGAAUGCAGCUCUCAAGGCCCAUCCCAACUAUGUAAUGGCAGAUGAUAAGCGUCUCUGGCUUGUCCAGUUUGGAGUUGAACACUACGCAGGACCAGUCAUGUAUAAUGUAUACAACUUUCUUGACAAGAACAAGGAUGUUCAGCAAGAUCAACUCUUUGACUUCAUGAGAAAAUCAAAGGAUCCAUUUGUGAAGGACGUAACAAACUAUCAAGAUGUUUUGUCACGAAGUCUUGACAUGGCCAGGCAACAAUCAAAUGUCCUUAACAAACCAAGCACCAAGUCAAGCACCAAGGGAAAGCCAACAGUUGGUGACACAUUCCGGCAGCAGCUAAUUGCUCUUGUGGAUGUGUUGGCAAAAACCAAUCCUUGGUAUGUUCGAUGUUUGAAGCCCAAUCACAACAAAGCAGCAGAUGACUAUGAUGAUGACUUGAUCAUCACUCAACUUCGAUAUUCAGGAAUGCUGGAUAUUAUCAGGAUCAGAAGAGAGGGGUUUCCUGUUCAUGUACCAGCUGCAACAUUUCUUGACAAAUACAGAUGCCUUGCAGCUAAGGACCCCAAGCCGUUGCCAAAAGAUGAUAAGCAGGCCGUGGCCUACAUUCUUCGCUCACUGAAACUGCCAGAAACCGAGUGGCAAAUUGGCAAAACGAAAGUGUUUCUGAGAAACACGGUGUUUGAUCCGCUGGAGGAGAAAAGAAAGAUUCUCCUGCAUGAUACAAUUGUCUGUAUACAGAAAUACUGGAGACGAGCUCUCUAUAGAAGAAAGUUCAUUGCCAUGAGAGCUGCAUCAAUCAAAAUUCAAGCUUUCAUUCGCUGUCAGAUUCACAGGAUUAGAUUUGUUCGAAAACGAAGGGCAGCCAUAGUUAUUCAGUCGUAUCUGCGUGGAAUGUUUGCUCGUGAGUUUGUGGCUGAGCUGAGAAGGAAAAGACAACGAGAAGAAGAAGAACGACGGAGGAGAAUGAAAGCAGAAGAAGACAGGCGAAAACAGUUGGCAAUAGAGGAACAACGAAAACAAGAAACAUUGCGUCAGACAAAGGCAGUAGAAGACUCGUUUGAAGCUGCACAACGUGAGUUGUAUUCAUUGGCUCGUAUGGCUGAGAUAAAAUCAAGGAAAACUAAGAAAGCUACUGGUGAGGUUGAUCUUGAUGCUAUGUUUGAAUUCUUGCGAGAAAAGCCGCAGCCAGAUGGAGCACAUGAGCUGGCUUUCGUUGGCCAGAUUCAAACUGAGUUGGAUGCUAUGUUUCGAGAGUCUCAACCAAAAGCAGACGGAAGCCGAACAAUGAGACGCAAACGACGUAUACAAAAGAAACUAUUAGGUCUAGCAGAAGAGGAAGACAAGAAGGAAGAGGCAUUCAAUGCACAAGACUACAGCAUGGUUGCCUUUGCUGAGAAAUGGUUCAAUGACCAUCCAAAAGAUUCGGGAGGACUGGGGACGUUAACACUACGCAAGAGAUCCAAGUCUGGUCUAAAAGGGGAUACGAUGCCUAAAGAUGAGAUGGUUCGAUACACCAAAAACCCAAGUCUAGCCACAUCUCUGAUCCACAUGCAUGACCCUGAAAACGUCAACUUAGCUUGUAGCAUUUUCAAGGAUCUCUGUAAAUUCUUGCGUGGAGAUUUGAAACCUGACCAGAUCAAUUUGACUAUCCAAAGUAUCAUUGCCUAUGGCCUAGAACGGACUGAAUUACGUGACGAAAUUUAUUGUCAAAUCAUACGGCAACUGACUGGCAACCCGAAAUUGGAGCAAGUAGUGAGAGGAUGGCAUCUUCUGUGCCUAUGUGUAGUUGCCUUCCCACCUAACAAACCACUCAGUAAGUUUUUGCAAGCUUUCAUUCAACGUCACUUUGAAGAUCCUAAUGUGGAUCGGUACGCUGUCUGGUGCUUGAACACACUAAGAAUUACAAAAGCAACACAGCGUAAGAUGCCUCCAUCAAGCAUGGAGAUUGCGUGCGUUCGGAAUUUGAACAACCUUAUCUGUCGAUUCUACUUCCUUGAUGGAAAAGCCAAAGCAAUCGGAGUAGACCCUUCAGCUACGGGUGCAGAUGUUGUCAGAGUUCUUGCUGAUAAGAUAGAGCUGCAAAAUGUUGAUGGAUGGGCCCUGUAUGAGGUGAAUCCUGAGCGAGAAAGGUAUAUUCGCGGUGUUGAGUACAUUGCUGAUCUACUCGCUGUAUGGGAAAGGGAUAAACGUUCUUCAAUUCAAAUGACAAAGUACACGACUGUUUCAAAGAAGGGCCAUACUACUGCUAUGGGUGCUGGAGACAGCAAGUUUGUCUUCCGCAAACGCCUGUUUCGAAAUCCUAAAGAAAUUCCUCAAGAUCCCAUAGAGUAUCAUAUGAUCUAUGCUCAGGCUGUCCACAGUGUUGUGAGGGUUGACGAGUUCCCAGUAGAUGAACGUGUUGCUCUCCAGCUGGCUGGAUUUCAAUGCCAGGUUACCUGGGGAGACUAUGAUCCACAAAGUGAUACCAGGUACAGCGACAUAUUCACAUAUCUGCCAGAGAGAGUAAUUCAAGGACGGGACUACUCAGUGGCUGAUUGGAGCAGAGCUAUUGCUGCAGCACACAAGGAGUAUGGGAGUGGAAAAUCAAGCAUUCAAGCAAAAGUUUGGUACCUUACUUCUGUGAAAAACUUUCAACUGUAUGGAUCCACAUUCUUCUUCGUCAUCUACAAGGGUUUCUGGUCAUACCCUAACAAUCUCAUCUUGGCACUUGACCAUGCAGGUUUCAGGUUUGUCCAUGUCAGAACAAAAGCCAUCAUGGCAGAGUUUCCAUACUCCCGCCUCGAGUCAGUUGCUGUCGACGUACUAGAGCAAGCUGUCACCCUAAACAUGAAAACCAAAUCUCCUGAAGAGCAGAAAUAUUACACAUUCCAGACAGCUCAUAAAGAUGACAUUGCUGCACUCAUUGCUAGCUAUUCACCACAACACAGCAAUUUCCUUCGAGUUGGUGACCUGCGCCUUCGAAGAGGGAGAAUAACGGAGGAAGAGCGAAUGAAAGCAUGGAAUGAUGUCAGAUUUGCCAGAAAGAAUUUGGCUGAUCACAACUUGCUAAGACGGCCAGCAGAUAGCAGUGGUGGAUUUCUCACAACAACGCUAAGAAGGUAUAACAAAGCAAAACUGGAAAGACUCCAGAAAGAGAAAGAAGGAAAAGACUUUGAGAAGGUGUUCAAACAGAACUACUGGUCAUACUCAAAGAGCCGUCUAUCUCAGCCUCUCUCCGUGAUUGUUGGAGACGAGCUAGAAGAUUUAGCAUGCAGAAUGUUCUCAUCUCUUCAGAUCUAUGCAGGCAUUACCAGCUCAGGUGGAUUCGAAACGGAUGAUCCAAUGCAUGUUGGAAUGAUUCAGAUGGUCAUUUCAAAAUGUUUGGAGAAAGAAGUCCUUUGCAAUGAAUUUUACUUACAGCUGAUCAAACAGACAACAGACCAACCUGACCCAAACAGCAGAAUCAACAUUCAAAACUGGCGCAUUAUGGCAUUUACGUGUGGGGUCGUUGUACCACGGAGCAAGCAUCUUGUGGCUUAUUUGAUGGCACAUCUACGACGCUGCAGUCUUGAUACAAUGAGUGAAGAGGGUCAAUGGGCACAAUACUGUAUCCAGGCUGUCCAACGGACUCAGAUGAACAAGAACAGAAAGUAUCCACCAUCACGUCAAGAAGUUUUAUGUGUCAUGAACAAGCGCCCAAUUCAUGCUCGUUUCCAUUUCAUGGAUGGUCAGUUUAGAGCAUUAGAGUUUGAUCCAUCAGCAACAACAGAAGAGGUUGUAGAGAUGGUAAAAGACCGCAUUGGCCUUCGAUCUGAUGCAAGCGGAUUUUCCUUGUUUGAAGUCUUUGGUCAAUUGGAGAGAAAUAUGCUACCGCAGGAGAAGGUCGCUGAUGCCAUCUUUAAAUGGGAGAAAUAUGCGAAGAGCACCAACUCACACAAAUCUCUCAAACUCACAUUCAAGAAACGGCUAUUCCUUAAACCUUAUACCAACCCUACUGAUCGAGUAGAAUUUGACUUAGUUUUCCAUCAAGCCAUUGAUGAUGUGAUGAACGAUCGAUUCCCAGUCUCUUACGAGGAAGCAGUGUACUUGGCAGCCUUGCGAGCACACGUGGAGCUUGGAGAAUAUCAUGAACACCAGACAUGUGAUUACACUUCUAUUGUGACCCGAUGUCUCCCAAAACACAUGCAGCAGAGUGUCGAACCAGUCAAAAUUGCUCAGAAGCACAGAGACUUGAUUGGACGAAGCAAAGAUGAGUGCAACCACGCCUAUAUGGAAUUUGUCCGUCAAUGGUCUCUAUAUGGAUCUACUCUGUUUGAAGUGCUGCAAUCAUACACAUCAACUCUUCCAAAGAAUCUAUGGUUGGCCAUUGAUCAAGAUGGUAUUCAUAUACUGAAACGGAGGGAAAAGGAGGCUCUGGUUUCAUACACAUAUCGAAGCAUAGUAAACUAUAGUCCUUCCUUGAAGAAUCUCAUGAUUGUAACAGAAAGUUUGACCAAAGGAACAAAGUUUGUGUUCAACACGAGCCAGGCCUCUCAGAUUGCUCAUCUGAUACGAGAUUACACUCAUAUUAUCGUUGAAAAACAACGUCGAGCUAGUCAACAUAGCCAGAGUGGGCUUGUCCCCCCUACCCAGUAGGAUGGACGAAUUUUCAAUCAGAGCAGUGCUCUAUAAUGGAAUCAAAUGAUUUUCAAGUUGUCAUUUGCAUGAUCCUAGGAAUCUACAUAAUUUGUGUGGUCAAGACAGUUUAUAUUUUAGACGGGAUAAUUACUUAGGGUAUCGUUGUAAAUUUAAUGGUUUCAUUACUUUGCAAUUUGAAAUGAACUCACAGUGUUGCGACCUCUUGUGACACGUGA